ACUCAACGUAAAGUUAUUCAGUGUGAUUCGUCAGAAAACAUGCUUCGUUUUACAGUGUUGGCUAUUGUAUUGACUACCGUGUUGGCUGACAGUGAGGACUAUAGGAAAAAAUGUAUGAGGCUGUUUCAUCCGGGAUCUAUGCAUUGCUGUAAAAGCGAAAUGCCGCCAAUGAAUUUCGACAUAGGAGAACUGAAAGAAUGCUUUAAGAUUCCACACGCUCACCAUUCUUGCGACCAUGAUAUUUGCAUUGCGAAGAAACGCGGGUUCGCCUCCGACGACGGUACAGUCGACAUGGACGCAUGGGAGAAGCUUAUUACGGAAGACUUUAAAAGUUCUCCUACGUUGAUAGAAGCCAUCAAAGAGGACUGUAUCAAGGGUGACAUCAGUAAAUACGGACCACCUGAUGCUUGCCAGCUGUCCAAAUUGAAGAUGUGUCUGCAUAGGGCUAUGGUCCUCGAUUGCAAGGAAUGGGAUGACAAUGGCCCUUGUACUGGCAUCAAGGACCUGGUCAUGGAGUGCGCCAAGAUGGAUGAAUAAACACUGAUUUACCUAAUUACUAAUAGUGCUCUACUCGUAAUGAUUAUUUUUGCAAACGGUAUGCUACUUAUAUAAAUAAAUAUUUUUUCUCGCUGCGAAACAUUU
Messenger RNA from Cydia pomonella (codling moth), 642 nucleotides. RefSeq lists its product as uncharacterized. The coding region runs from base 40 to 537 and encodes 165 amino acids. The record is from RefSeq and is a predicted model, not a curated record. Lineage: Eukaryota; Metazoa; Arthropoda; Insecta; Lepidoptera; Tortricidae. The transcript has 5 exons.